This is a messenger RNA of Drosophila willistoni, 1218 nucleotides long. Its product is annotated as leucine-rich repeat and death domain-containing protein 1. The record is from RefSeq and is a predicted model, not a curated record. The coding region runs from base 83 to 1216 and encodes 377 amino acids. NCBI's taxonomy places the organism in Eukaryota, Metazoa, Arthropoda, Insecta, Diptera, Drosophilidae. The transcript has 5 exons. Gene Ontology annotation, molecular function: protein binding.
AAUACAAAUAAAAACAAAUAUAUGUGUGGUGUGGCACAAACAACAAAUUUCAUCUAAAGAAUUGUGUAACGACGCUAUAAAAAUGAAUAAAACCAUAUUGCAUUGGAGUUAUUUGAAUUUCAAGGAUGUACCCAUGGACUUGUUUCUAUAUGAGGAUCUCGAAGAGGUUUAUCUCAAAGAGAACUAUAUAUCAGUUAUACCCAAAUGGCUAUUGAAUAUAACCACAUUGAAAUUCAUUCAUUUGGCUGGUAAUAAUCUCUAUGAAUUACCUGUGGAUAUCUAUCUAUUGGAGAAUCUUGAGUUUUUGGAUGUCUCUAACAAUGAGCUCAAAGAACUGCCCUCGACAUUGGGUCUUUUGUUGCGUUUGCAACAAUUGAAUGUAUCUGGCAAUCAGCUGAGCGAAUUGCCAGUGGAGAUGAGCAGUUUGCGCAAUUUGGAACAACUGAACAUUGCCAAAAAUCAAUUUCGUAGACUUCCUCUGCAACUGAGCGAAUGCAUACGACUCAACGAGUUGAAUGUGAGCGAUAAUGAGGAUCUUAUUCAUAUACCCGAUCGCAUUUCAAAUCUACCUAUGCUGCAGUCCCUCAUCGCCGAUCGUUGUUCUCUCAUCUAUUUACCAGCAGCUCUAUCCAAGUUCAUGAACCAUGUGAGAAUUUUUCACAACACCGCCGUCAAUUAUAUACCCAUGGUCUAUGAGAAAUUCUAUCAGAAUUUCUAUGAUAACAGACAAAGAGUUACGCCCAUAAAGAUCCGCCGCAAAGGACUAUUCUGGGUGCGAGAACUCGAGACAAAUACACGACUUCUCUUGCCUGUUGGUACUCAUCGAAUCUAUCCAAUUCCUUCGGCUGAAAAUCGUGUUACCCUUUACGAUGAUUGUUUGCAUGCAUUGCAAUCGCUUAAUCGUCAUUUACCCGUCUACGAGAAUUUGGCCCUACAUCGUCAACUGCCGGAACCCUAUAUGAGUGCGCAUAUUAAUAAUGGUGCCAUUGCCCGCUGCACGACUUCCAACUGCUCGAGAUGUCUGUAUACAACAUAUUACUUUAUGGUUGUCAAGAGACGUGGUAGCACUUCCAAACAGAUCUUCACCUGUAAUUUUUGCACACAAAAUUGUGCACUUCAAUGGUUAUCUAAUAAUACAAAGAAAUACUAUCAACUCGACUGGAAGGUUUCUGAUGAUGAUGAUGAUGACGAUGAUGAUGAGGAUCUAAAUAAAUAAAG